Cladophialophora yegresii CBS 114405 is the source of this 1059-nucleotide messenger RNA. RefSeq names its product adenosine deaminase. The coding region runs from base 1 to 1059 and encodes 352 amino acids. Gene Ontology annotation, biological process: adenine catabolic process; hypoxanthine salvage. Gene Ontology annotation, molecular function: adenine deaminase activity. The record is from RefSeq and is a predicted model, not a curated record. NCBI's taxonomy places the organism in Eukaryota, Fungi, Ascomycota, Eurotiomycetes, Chaetothyriales, Herpotrichiellaceae. The transcript has a single exon. Gene Ontology annotation, cellular component: cytosol.
AUGGACCUCCCCUCCUUCAUCUCCGCCCUCCCCAAAGCCGAACUGCACGUCCACCUCGAAGGCUGCCUGACGCCCGGCUUGGCCCGCACCCUGGCCGCGCGGAACAACCUCCCCCUCCCACCCUCCCUCAGUGCCCUGGACCAAACGGGCUCUUCCUACUCGUUCCACGACCUGACGACCUUCCUGCAAGUCUACUACCCCAACCUGUCCGUCCUCCAGACGGCGCACGACUUCGCCGACCUAGCCAUCUCGUACCUGACCACCGCCCACGCCCAGAACGUCAAGCACUGCGAACUCUUCUUCGACCCACAAGCGCACACGGCGCGCGGCGUGCCCUUCCCCACCGUCGUGCGCGGCUACCAGGCCGGCAUCAACACGGCGCAGCGCGCGCUGGGCAUCUCGGCCUCGCUGAUCAUGUGCUUCCUGCGCGACCACAGCGCCGAGUUCGCCAUGGCGACGCUCAUGGAUUCCCUGCCGUUCAAGGACGUCAUCAUCGGCGUCGGGCUGGACAGUGACGAACGCGACAACCCGCCGUCCAAGUUCGCGGCCGUGUUUCAGCGCGCCGCCAAGGAAGGGUUUCUGAUCACCAUGCAUUGUGAUAUCGAUCAGCCGGACACGUUGACGCAUAUAGGUCAGGCGAUCAAUGAGAUUCAAGUCGAUCGUAUCGACCACGGGACCAACAUCAUCGACUCGCCCGAGCUGAUAUCCACGUUGAAACAACGGGGGAUUGGAUUGACGGCUUGUCCCAUCUCCAAUGGCAUCGUCACAGAUGACUUUAAGGGCAAAGAAAUCAUCGAGUUGCUGAGACAGGGCGUUCGCGUGACGGUCAAUAGUGACGAUCCGGCAUAUUUCAGGGGAUAUCUGAAUGAAAAUAUGCUCAAACUCGCCUCAGCUGCGGACCUGAAUGUGACGAGGAAGGAGUUGAUUCAUUUGCAAAGGAACGCUUUCACGAUCAGUUGGAUCAGUAGUUGGAAGCGGAACCACUUUUUACAGAUGUUGGACGAAUUUGAACGUCUGACGUUGGGAAGUGAAGCAACGCAGGUUCUAAAUGGUGUUUGA